Rosa chinensis is the source of this 879-nucleotide messenger RNA. Its product is annotated as eukaryotic translation initiation factor 5A-2. Bases 128 to 610 code for a protein of 160 amino acids. Gene Ontology annotation, biological process: positive regulation of translational elongation; positive regulation of translational termination. Lineage: Eukaryota; Viridiplantae; Streptophyta; Magnoliopsida; Rosales; Rosaceae. The record is from RefSeq and is a predicted model, not a curated record. Gene Ontology annotation, molecular function: RNA binding; ribosome binding; translation elongation factor activity. The transcript is spliced from 5 exons.
AGCCAGCCGCGGUCACACUCUCACAAGUCGUCCUCCUCCUUUCAAUUUUCACAGAGCCGAAAACCAGAGAGAGAGAAGCUCCUCCUCCUCCUCCUCUUCCUCCUCCUCCUCCUUCAAUCGGCCUCAAAUGUCUGACGAGGAGCACCAGUUCGAAUCCAAGGCCGACGCCGGAGCUUCCAAGACCUACCCUCAGCAAGCCGGAACCAUCCGUAAGAACGGCUACAUCGUCAUCAAGGCCAGGCCUUGCAAGGUUGUUGAAGUCUCCACUUCCAAGACAGGAAAGCACGGUCAUGCUAAGUGCCACUUUGUUGCAAUUGAUAUCUUCAAUGGCAAGAAGCUUGAGGAUAUUGUCCCUUCAUCCCACAAUUGUGAUGUUCCUCAUGUGAACCGUACUGACUACCAGCUGAUUGAUAUCUCUGAAGAUGGCUUUGUGAGUCUCCUGACUGAAAAUGGAAACACCAAGGAUGAUCUGAGGCUUCCCACUGAUGAUGCUCUGCUCACUCAGCUUAAGGAUGGAUUUGCUGAGGGCAAGGAUCUUGUGGUGACUGUCAUGUCUGCAAUGGGAGAGGAGCAGAUCUGUGCCCUCAAGGACAUUGGUCCCAAGAAUUAAACAUGAUGCUUUAGCAGUAGCUGUCUCUGAUGGCAAGACCUGUGUUUUUUGUUUCAUCUGUUGCUAACAGGGAGGUUUAUCAACCAUAUAUCUGUGCAAUGAACCUUUAUUCAAAUGGUAUUUUAGUUUGCGGGGGUUUGUAAUAGUGAUAAGAAGUGAAGAAGAUUUAAAGCUGCAGGAUCCCUUCUCAAAGGGAGCUUGCAGAUCUAUGAAAACUAUGUUUUUUUUUUUUUUUCCAGCAAAAGGAAGAUAUUUCUGUGUUUUGAUAA